Molecule: messenger RNA, 2185 nt
Organism: Strongylocentrotus purpuratus (purple sea urchin)
Lineage: Eukaryota; Metazoa; Echinodermata; Echinoidea; Camarodonta; Strongylocentrotidae
Product: 4-coumarate--CoA ligase 1-like
Exons: 12
Coding region: 430-2019 (529 amino acids)
Molecular function (GO): CoA-ligase activity
Source: RefSeq, a predicted model, not a curated record
UGGUUGUACUCACUACUCAACCUGUAUACAAUUUAACAUGUAUAGUCCGAACUAGGUAUUUUACCAGAAAUUUAGAGAUCUAUGUGACUUACAGUGUACACCAGCUGAAAACAGGGACUUCACCAUAGUGACUGUAGUGAAGCCUAAUUUUGUAUAUAUCACUAUAGGUCUAAGGAAAUUAGUGGAAACGUUCCAAGUUAUUCUGUUGCAGUGCAGUGUUGGGGAGCUGGGAGAAGGAGCAACGCUGCCUUGAGUUCGGCGCGGGGAAGCGCUGGCGCACGUGGGAGGCUAGUAACGUGUACGUGUAGCAGCACUUUCCCCUGUAUUUCAGAAGGGCUCGUCGAAUCAAAGAGAUACCAGCAUAACUCCUCGGUCGAAUCUAGAUCUCCUUUGCGACUCGCAUCUUUGGAAAAAAAUAUACUUAUUGCCAUGGCAACCCUCAAAAGUGAUUAUGAUGACGUCAUCAUCCCUGAGGACAUUUCUGCGAUGGAUUUCAUUUAUGAAAAGUUCGAGCAAUAUGGGGACUCAACUGCAGUGGCAGACGCUGCUUCAGGACGAUCGUACACCUUCGCUCAGGUGAGAGCCUAUUCCAGACGGAUUGCUAGUGCCCUCUCUAGGCAAGGAAUAAAGAAGGGGGAUGUGAUCGGCAUCGUGAGCCCCAAUCUCCCGGAGUAUGUGCUGAUGCUAUGUGGGGUAGUUGAGAUGGGCGGCAUAGUGAGUGGUGUCAACCCCCUGUACACUGAAGAUGAGCUUCUCCAUCAAAUGCAGACUGUUGAUGCAAGGCUUAUCGUGACGGUGCCACCAUUUGCCGAGAAAUGUCUUAACACCAUGAAACGAUUCGCCAGAGUUCAGGAUGUUUAUGUGUUUGGGGAAGCAGAAGGCUGCAAACCCUUCAAGUCUCUCCUAGCUGAUGAUGGUAGCGCUUGCCCUGAUGUGAAAGUCUCUCUAGAGGACACCUUCGCCCUGCCUUUCUCCAGUGGAACCACAGGCCUGCCAAAGGGGGUCAUUAUCACCAACAAAACUCUCGUCACUAAUCUACGCCAGCUUGAAAGUCAUCCUGAUCUAACGGAUACACAUCCAGGAGACACCGUUCUUGCCUUGCUGCCAUACUUCCACUGUUACGGUCUGAUAAUUAUCAUGCUUCAUGGGCUACGUGCUGGGGCCAGACAGGUCACCAUGUCAAGAUUUGAACCGGAAGUCUUCCUAAAAACUAUCCAAGAUUAUAAGGUCAAUCUACUGUACCUGGUUCCUCCCAUCAUUCUCUUCCUGGCCAAACACCCAGUUGUGGACAAGUUUGACCUUUCAUCCGUCAGUCUGAUAUUUUCUGGAGCCGCAUCUCUAGGGGGCGAACUAUCAGCGAGUGUGAAAACGAGACUAGGGAUCAAAAUCAUCAAACAAGCUUAUGGUUUGACAGAAUCUGGACCUGUUUUAACCCUCUCCCCCUCCUCUAAGGACGUCCCGUCGAGCGUUGGAAAGCUCGUACCCAACACAGAGGCAAAGGUUGUGGAUACCGUGUCAGGAGAAUUGCUUGGAGAGGGUCAGGAUGGUGAGCUCUUGUUCAGAGGACCUCAGAUCAUGCCAGGUUACCUCAACAAUCCUGAGGCAACAGCAAGGACCCUCGACGCAGACGGAUUCCUGCAUACAGGGGACAUAGGCCACUAUGACCAAGAUGGUUUCUUCUACAUCGUUGAUAGGCUCAAAGAACUUAUCAAGUAUAAAGGUUAUCAGGUUGCUCCUGCUGAGCUGGAGGCUCUCCUUUUCACCCAUCCCUCCAUCAUGGAUGCCGCUGUGAUCGGAGUUCCAAACGAGGAGGCCGGGGAGCUGCCUAAAGCCUUCAUCGUGCCAAAUAACGAAGAACUAACAGCGGAUCAGGUAGCAGAGUUUGUGGCAGACAAUGUAGCCCCCUACAAGAAACUAAGGGGUGGAGUGGAGUUUGUGAAGUCCAUCCCUAAGUCAGCUUCGGGGAAGAUAUUGAGAAGAGUCCUCCGAGAAAAAGAGGCCAAUCCUGAGCAGGCCUAAGGUACCCUGAUAUAGCAACUGAAACCAACAUGCAAUAGUAUAGCCAUUUUUCUACAUUGUGCCAUAUGUAAGAAUAUUCAAAACAAAUUUGCAUAUUUGUAACAGGUUUUUACUACCGUAAAUCUCCGUGUAUAAGGCGCACUUUUUUGCCGCCGAAAAAAAUUGA